UCCCCCAGGUAAUGUGGAGACAGUCCCGCACUAGCACGCUUCAGGAUGCAUAACAAAACUCACGCUUUAUAUCGUCAACAAAACAUCCUUUACUCUCCAUGACUAAUGAUCGUAGCCGACUCGCCGUGCUCAUCGUGCAACGAUGGCCAGAGUUCAAGAGUCAGAGCGCCAAGAACAGCCUACCUUCCGAGGGUAGACGUCGUCUUGACUGGCUUCUCAAAUCUCCAUUAUCAUGUUUCACCUUCUUUCUCGAUUUCUGGCUUUGGUGAGCAGCAUCAAUGCUACCGUCGUAGAUUCGAGGAAAGAAUGGACAAAAAAGAGUUUUCGGAGCCUGACAACAUUUGGAGACUCGUAUACUGAUGAGUCAAGAUUGGCAUAUUUUGCAAGCAAUCGUGGCACAGCUCCUCCUCAGGGAUGGGCUGAACCAUUGAAUAGCCAUACAUCGACUAGAGGCUGCGUUUGGCCCAGAUACCUUUCGUGGUGUUCUGGCCUCAAUGUGUACAAUAUAAGAUCCUACCUCCUGUCCGGUUGCUUAUGCUCUAAAGAAUCACUAGCACGCAGUGAGUGGUGCCGUCUACCCAAAUGCCGCUACGCUACGGAUCAUAGCGCUUGGCGGCGUCACUCGGCCAUUUCCAGAUGUCCAGAGCUACCAGCCGGCUGCGUUUUAAAUAGAUAAGGAAUUCAAACAUCCCCAAACAAGACCUCAUUCGUUGAUGUUCCAUCCAACGAUACAGUCUACUCACUGCGGAUUGGGAUAAAUGAUCUUGGUAUACUUUCCACUGAAUCCUAACCAAGGGGCAAAACUAUUCUCGACUAUGGCGAACCUCGCGAGAAUUCAUCAGACAAUCCUUGAUUCGGUCAGAAUCGUUCGUACCCACUUCAAGUACCAAACAGUAUUCGAUGUGCGAGUAGCCACUCGUUACCCAGGUGCCAAUUGCGCAGUCUUCGACGCGUGGAGUCUGAUCCGUUUUUAAAUCACUGUUGGUGGGCUUCGAAUUCACUAAUUAUUCUCAGUUCAGCGACAUGUACCACAACCCAGAUUAUUUGAACGGUUCUGAGCCGUUGAACGUGACGGGACGUGUAAAUCAGUGCCGCUGUGAUGAGUCGAACUGUGUCACAUCG
Molecule: messenger RNA, 1122 nt
Organism: Verruconis gallopava
Lineage: Eukaryota; Fungi; Ascomycota; Dothideomycetes; Venturiales; Sympoventuriaceae
Exons: 2
Coding region: 233-676 (147 amino acids)
Source: RefSeq, a predicted model, not a curated record